AUGGCCUCCUCUGCGCGCGACUACGGCUACGAUGAGAAAGACAGUGUGCCUCGUCACAUGAGGGAUGAGACGCCGAUCGCCCGAGGUGUGCGUACCAACUCUACGAGCGAUGAAGAGCACGCCGUCAGAAGAGGCUCGCGCAAGCAGUCUGUUGUGGCGUCCAUCAAGGCCAACUACGGUCUUGCCGAGGCCCCUACGUAUGCCGAGAGCAUCAAAGUAGGUUACGACAGUACCCAUCGCAAACUGAAGCCGCGACAUAUUCAGCUCAUCGGCAUCGGUGGCACGAUUGGCACGGCUCUGUACGUGCAAAUCGGCCGAGGACUGCUUAAUGGCGGGCCGGGGAGCUUGUUCCUGGCCUUUACAAUUUGGUGUACAUUCAUCCUUUGCGUCACGAACUGCAUGGCCGAGAUGGUUACCUAUGCACCGAUCUCGUCGCCCUUUAUCCGCUUUGCUGGCCGCUACGUGGACGAAGCCUUCGGUGUGGCAGCAGGAUACAAUUUCUUCGUCUUCGAGGCCAUGUUGGUGCCCUUUGAAAUCGUGGCCUGCAACGUCAUUAUCCAUUUCUGGAGCGACAUCGUACCCGCAGGGGCCAUCAUCGCCAUCGUCAUCUGCUGCUACGCGCUCGUCAAUCUCUUUGCCGUGAAAUGGUACGGCGAGACCGAAUUCUGGCUCGCGUUGGGCAAAGUGCUCUUGAUUGUGGGGCUGAUCAUCUACACCUUCAUCGUCAUGCUGGGAGGAAAUCCAGAGGGCGACCGCUUUGGAUUCCGCUACUGGAACAACCCAGGCGCAUUCACCGAACUCUACCGCCCUGGCUCGCUCGGUCGAUUCCUGGGCUUUCUGCAGUGCCUGAUCCAAGCGAGUUUCACGAUCGCCGGGCCGGACUACGUCUCCAUGGCCGCAGGCGAGGCCGAAAACCCCCGGACAGUGCUGCCACGAGCAUACAAAGCCGUGUUCUAUCGGCUUACCGCCUUCUUCAUGCUCGGGUCGCUCUGCGUCGGCAUUCUGGUGCCCUACAACGACGAGGAGCUCAUUACGGCCUUUUCGACCGGCCAGCCCGGUGCCGCGGCGUCGCCUUAUGUGGUUUCCAUGAACCGCCUCCGCAUCAAGGUCUUGCCGCAUAUCGUCAACGCCAUGGUCCUCGGGAGUGCUUUCUCCGCGGGCAACAGCUACGUCUACUGCGCCAGUCGUAGUCUGUUCGGUCUUGCCCUCGAGGGCAAAGCACCGAGGAUCUUUACGCGGUGCACGAGGAACGGUGUCCCUAUUUAUUGCGUGGGCCUCGUACUGCUGAUCAGCCUGCUGGCCUUUUUGCAAGUCAGCAACGACGCGGCCGUGGUGUUGAACUGGUUCGUCAGCUUGGUAACGGCCUCCCAACUCAUCAACUUCUCCGUCAUGGCCUUCACGUUCCUCAAGUUCAAAAAGGCCCUCGAGCGCCAGGGCAUCGACCGCAACACUCUCCCCUACAAGUCCUGGUGGCAGCCCUUUUCGGCCUACUACGCCCUCACAGGCUGUUUCAUCAUGACCUUCGUCGGCGGCUACACGGUCUUCCUGCCCGGGUUCUGGGACGUGCCGAACUUCCUCUUCUCCUACGCCAUGGUUGCCGUGUUCCCUAUCCUGUUCGUCGGCUGGAAGUUGAUCAAGCGGACGAAGUGGCUCAAGCCCGAGGAGGUCGACCUGACCAAGGAUCUGGAUGAAAUCGCCGAGUACGAGAGGAAUUAUAUGCCCAAGCCGCCGAGGUGA
This is a messenger RNA of Cladophialophora yegresii CBS 114405, 1737 nucleotides long. RefSeq lists its product as uncharacterized. Gene Ontology annotation, cellular component: membrane. Gene Ontology annotation, biological process: amino acid transmembrane transport. The transcript is spliced from 4 exons. Gene Ontology annotation, molecular function: amino acid transmembrane transporter activity. Bases 1 to 1737 code for a protein of 578 amino acids. The record is from RefSeq and is a predicted model, not a curated record. Lineage: Eukaryota; Fungi; Ascomycota; Eurotiomycetes; Chaetothyriales; Herpotrichiellaceae.